Molecule: messenger RNA, 993 nt
Organism: Parnassius apollo (apollo)
Lineage: Eukaryota; Metazoa; Arthropoda; Insecta; Lepidoptera; Papilionidae
Source: the annotation of a GenBank genome assembly
AUGAUUCAGGUCAGCCCUGAACACCUUAAAACUGGCAAAGAAUUAAUGCUGCAUACAAAUGUUCCUGCAGUAGGCCUCCUCCCCAAGGAUACAAAUACAAAUAAAGAUGGGGACAAUCUUAACAUAGUUAAGAAGUUUAAGCUACGAGUGGAAAGAGACAGAAGAAACCUGUAUGUUAAGAAAUUAAAGUACAGAGGAAUGAGACUUUUGCCACUUUCACAAGAGGACACUGAAGAUGUGGAAAUAUCAAAAGGGCCACAAUUGCAGCCAGGAAAGGACUUGUUGUUCCGAGUUCGCUUUUAUAGGCCGUUUUUAUGUGGCAAAGAAAGAAAUAACUCGCGGCACUCGGUGUUCACCUGCGACGUGGUGGCGCCGGGGCGCUGCGGGCUGGCGGCGCUGCGCGACCGCGUGGUGUGCGCCAACGACGCCACCAUGCGCCUCGAUGUGGCCGCCGCGCCCCACCUCCAGCCGCCGACCAUCGCCAGGGACUUGUUUCCCUCUGGAUUCCUCUUCAUUAACAAUGUGUUUUACGUGGACGAAAGAGAGGGGUGUAUCGACUACAGCGCACCGAUACGCGAAUGGGCGAAGAAACGUGGGCUUGGCGAUUUCCCGAAGAAGGACAUGAACAGCGUCAGGCUAGACGAAUUGGUGCUAAAGCUUGGACACCCUGAGGUGUACGUGCACCAGGGCAACUGCGAGCACCUGUUCACGUUCUCGGAGGUGCGGCUGGUGGGCGCGCGUGACCCGCUCGUCUCCAGCGCGUACCCGCGCCACUCGGCCGUGCUGCAGCACCAAACCGUCUACUGUACUACGUGCGCCGAGUUCGGCGCCAAGUGGGUGGUGGUGGGCUGCACGAGGGUGCCCUUCGACCCCGCCUUCUUCUGCGAAACAUGCUUCAAGCUCUACCUCUACAAGGACGGGCAGAAGAUAGGCGACUUCAAAGCAUACUCGUACAGGGGGAACGAGAUGAAUGUACUGAAGCCUCUCGGGUGA